Molecule: messenger RNA, 795 nt
Organism: Ochotona princeps (American pika)
Lineage: Eukaryota; Metazoa; Chordata; Mammalia; Lagomorpha; Ochotonidae
Product: kallikrein-8
Exons: 5
Coding region: 1-795 (264 amino acids)
Biological process (GO): memory; neuron projection morphogenesis; proteolysis
Molecular function (GO): serine-type endopeptidase activity
Source: RefSeq, a predicted model, not a curated record
AUGGGACACCCCCUGCCCCGCACAGCCCUGAACUGGAUGCUGCUGCUGUCGCUGCUGGGAGCCUGGGCAGGACUCUGCACAGCGCAGGGCUCCAAGGUCCUGGAGGGGCAGGAGUGCGAGGCCCAUUCGCAGCCGUGGCAGACUGCCUUGUUCCAGGGCGGGCGCCUCAUCUGUGGGGGCGUCCUGGUGGGCGCUGGCUGGGUCCUCACGGCUGCCCACUGCAAAAAACCGAAGUACAUGGUGCGUCUCGGAGACCACAGCCUGCAGAGCAAGGACGAGCCGGAGCAAGCCAUGUCGGUGGCUCAGUCCAUCCAGCACCCCUGCUACAACAGCAGCAACGUGGAGGACCACAGCCACGACCUGAUGCUCGUCCGGCUUGGGCGACAGGCGUCCCUCGGGGCCAAGGUGAAGCCCAUUCAGCUGGCUGACCGCUGUGCCCAGGUUGGCCAGACAUGCACCAUCUCCGGCUGGGGCACCGUCACCAGCCCCCGAGAGAACUUCCCCGACACCCUCAACUGCGCCCAAGUGCAGAUCUUCUCCCAGAAGCAGUGCGAGCGCGCCUACCCGGGCAAGGUCGGUGAGGGCAUGGUCUGUGCAGGCAACAGCAACGGCGCCGACACAUGCCAGGGCGAUUCCGGAGGCCCUUUGGUGUGCGACGGCAGGCUCCAGGGUAUCACAUCCUGGGGCUCCGACCCCUGUGGGCGACCCGAGAAACCCGGCGUCUACACCAACAUCUGCCGCUACCGGGACUGGAUCAUCAAGACAAUGGGCAGCGGCCUGGGUCCCGCGGAAUAA